Molecule: messenger RNA, 2054 nt
Organism: Neltuma alba
Lineage: Eukaryota; Viridiplantae; Streptophyta; Magnoliopsida; Fabales; Fabaceae
Product: arginyl-tRNA--protein transferase 2-like
Biological process (GO): protein arginylation
Cellular component (GO): cytoplasm
Molecular function (GO): arginyl-tRNA--protein transferase activity
Source: RefSeq, a predicted model, not a curated record
UCCUGGGGCUGAAGACUAUUGACCGGGGAAUAAAGGCAGGAAAAUAGUACGAAGCCAAUUUUGCUCCGUUGUUCUUCAUAAACCUUCCCUUCCUUUUAAGAACAAUCUGCUGAAGAAUUGAGCUUACUAGGAAGGACUUGGAAAUGGCCAGGAGGUUAAUAGAUGAGGCAAGCAGUAGCAGCAACAGCAGAACGGAAAGCGUCGUGAUCGAUUGUGGAAGACGUCGAAGCUCUUGCGGUUAUUGUAAAUCUCCUGGUCGCACCAGCAUCUCUCACGGCCUGUGGGCACAAAGCCUUACAGUGAAUGAUUACCAAGAUCUUCUUGAUCGGGGUUGGAGAAGAUCUGGAUGUUUUCUUUACAAACCAGAGAUGGAAAGGACAUGCUGUCCUUCUUAUACAAUUCGCUUGAAAGCAAGUGACUUUGUUCCUUCUAAAGAGCAACUUCGUGUAUCUAAACGGGUGCAAAGGUUUCUAGAUGGCGCGUUGGAUGUCAAAAAAGCUAAUACUUCAGAGCACCCAACUGCUUCUAAUGAAUCUGAAAGCUCUGUCCUCCAUGAGUUCUCAAGCCCUCUGUCUAAAGACUCCCUUUCUACUUGUAAUGAAGAGAAAAAUGAGACUGAGAAAGUUUUGCGCUGCUUAUCAGAUCAAAUUGAAGAUGCAGUUUGCAUGCUCACUAAUAAGGAAGAAUUUCCCUCUGGUAUUCAGUUACCAAAAGCUUCAGUCAAAAAAGUUUCACCUGGGAAGAGGAAGUUACUAGUUAAUGGAUCAGAAGAUCUCCUAUACAGUAGCAACAUAGCAUUCCAAAUUGCAGCUUCUAUAAAGCGAGCACAACUAGGUGACAAAAAUGCCCAUCAGUCAAAACUGUCUAAAGAUUGUACAGAAGAGAAUGAGAUGUCUCCUAAAGUUAUUGCUGAAAAAUUGGCAACAUCUUUAGUGCAUACUUUAAAAUGUUCUGAUAUAUCUGUAAGAUCUUGCAGUGGACAUAUCAAUUUUUAUUCCUCCACUAAGCAAGCUUCCUCAAGUGAAGGUGCUCAAAAUGCUUCAGCUCCUAAAAAAUCUGGGAUAAAGCGUGGGAGUGAAGGAAACUGUUUGAAUAACCCUCAGUGUAGUGAAGUGAAAAGGCGGAGGCUUGAGCUUCGCCUGAAAAGAUCAAGUUUUGAUCCUGAAGAAUAUGCUUUGUAUAGAAGAUAUCAGCUCAAAGUGCAUAAUGAUAAACCAGAACAUGUGACCGAGGACUCAUAUCGGAGGUUUCUGGUUGAUACUCCAUUGUUAUAUGUUGCUUCCUUUGGGGAUGGCACAGUUCCUCCUUGUGGUUUUGGCUCCUUUCAUCAACAGUAUUUAAUAGAUGACCAAUUAGUGGCAGUUGGAGUUAUAGAUAUCCUUCCAAAAUGUUUAUCCAGUAAAUAUUUGUUCUGGGAUCCUGACUUUGCCUUCUUAUCUCUGGGCAAGUAUUCAGCACUCCAGGAAAUACAUUGGGUGAAAGAAAACCAAAUUCAUUGUCCUAGCAUUCAGUACUAUUACCUUGGCUACUAUAUUCACUCUUGCAGCAAGAUGAGAUAUAAAGCUGCGUAUGGCCCAUCAGAGCUUCUAUGUCCUCUACGGUAUCAAUGGGUUCCAUUCGACAUUGCAAAGCCUUUGCUUGACAGAAAACCAUAUGUUGUUUUAUCAGAUUCUUCCAUUUCACAAAAUGGAGAGUCAUGCCAACCUCAAGUUACUGUAGAUGUUUUGGAAAGGCAUCUUGAUGCUGACCAACAAGACGCAAAUGACGUUCCAAUGGAUGAAGAUGAAGAAAUGGAUGAUUCUGAAUUGGAAAGUUCUGAUGAUGAGCCCAGCCUAGAAACUACCUCAUACAGUGAAAAAGAUGGUGAUGUCAGCAAAGUUUUGCUUGGGUUAAAGGGAUCUCGCCUGAGGUACAAGGAUCUGCGAGGUGCCUUUGGUCGAGAGCGGAGUGACUUUGAAUCUCAGUUGCAGAGAUACAAGAGCGUUGUGGGGCCGGAGUUAUGUGAGCGAAUGGUCUAUUCACUGGGAUAAUAUACGGCAGUUGAUGGCUGAAUU